Athalia rosae (coleseed sawfly) is the source of this 2386-nucleotide messenger RNA. RefSeq names its product atypical kinase COQ8B, mitochondrial (gene Coq8). Gene Ontology annotation, molecular function: kinase activity. Gene Ontology annotation, biological process: ubiquinone biosynthetic process. NCBI's taxonomy places the organism in Eukaryota, Metazoa, Arthropoda, Insecta, Hymenoptera, Athaliidae. The transcript has 12 exons. The coding region runs from base 220 to 2274 and encodes 684 amino acids. The record is from RefSeq and is a predicted model, not a curated record. Gene Ontology annotation, cellular component: extrinsic component of mitochondrial inner membrane.
GUCUGUGUGGUGAAAAUCUCGGAAACCGAUUAUGUCCUAGCAUCGUGAAGCAAUAAAGCAAAGCACCCACGGAGCACGUGCCCAGGGAUUAUUUUUGAUACCUUACCUCAUCGCUUUCUGAUGCAAUUCAAAUUAUAUUUCUAGGCAUACCUCAAUAAAUGCAAUUUGCAUUUCAGUAUUAGCCAGUGUGGCAUUGUCUGGGUAAUAGAUUUGAUAACAAUGUCACGACCAUGGACCUCAGAUUUCUGUGGCAUUGUUCGUGGGGCUCAAACUGUGGUUACGGCAAUAUUAAAAAUUCAAGAAAGUAAUAUUAAGCAAGCAGUUACUCAUUCCAGUCUAAAAAGCUUAGCUGAAGAUGGAUGCAAGAUGGUCAAAAAGGAAUUAACCAACACAAAUCUAAGUAAGGUUCCCGGUGAUGUAACCACAGGCAUAAAAGAGACCAUGGAACGUGCCGCAAUGCUAGGUACAGGGAUAGCUAAAUAUGUAACGUUUGAAACUAGUGGAGGCCCAGGUUUCAGCGAUGCUCCCAGGCCAUGGAAUGAUAAUAACAGAGUCCCCAGUUAUGCACAAACGGUCUCAAAAGAAGAUUAUAAUAAAGGUGACGCAGGCAGUCAGGGUUCAGUCACUCAUACAACAUACCAUCAAUCCAAAACAGAAACAGAAGUUAGAGCAAUACCGAAAAAAUUCACGAGUGUUAAGGAAAAAAUUGAAAAUAUUACUAUGUUGGAUAACAAUAUUCCAAAAAUAGAAUUGUCGAACAAGGAUAAAAAACUACUCAAAAAACUCGAGUUCGAGCAUGAGGAAAAAAUACGCAAACAGAAUUUGGAGACGAAUGUUUCGGAUGAUACAGCUGUCCACAGGAUGAAUUCAGUAAACGAGAAGGACAAGCCGAUAUCGCCUUCUGUACCCUCUGUAAGGCCGAGGCAAACUCUUUCAGAGAAUGCACGGCAGCGUAAGGUCCCAUCGACAAGAUUGCAGCGUGUUGUCAGCUUUGGAACUCUGGGCUUAGGGUUAGGGAUUGGAACAAUGGCUGAGUACACACGACGGACAUUAGGACUCCGUGAACAAAGUGUCUCACAAUCUUUGGAUAGUAUGUUUCUUACAAAAGCCAAUGCAGAAAGAAUUGUUUCUACAUUAUGCAAAGUCAGAGGUGCUGGAUUGAAAAUUGGUCAGAUUUUAAGUAUCCAAGAUAAUAGCGUAAUCAGUCCAGAAUUACAGAAAGCGUUUGAACGAGUUCGUCAAAGUGCUGACUUUAUGCCAACAUGGCAAGUUGAAAGAGUAUUGAGCUCCGAACUAGGGUCCGAUUGGAAGAGCAAACUAUCAAGCUUUGAAAGCAAACCUUUUGCCGCUGCUUCUAUAGGUCAAGUACAUCUCGCUACAUUGUUAGACGGAACUGCUGUAGCCAUGAAAAUCCAAUACCCAGGUGUAGCUGAAGGCAUUCAAAGCGAUAUUGACAAUUUAGUUAGUGUACUCAAGAUAUGGAACAUAUUUCCUGAAGGAAUGUUCAUCGAUAAUGUAGUAGAUGUAGCAAAGCGAGAGUUAGCCUGGGAAGUGGAUUACGUCAGAGAAGCCGAGUGCACCAGAAAGUACAAAAGUCUAAUAUUACCAUAUAAGGAUUACUAUGUCCCUAGAGUGAUAGACGAGUUCAGCACCCAACAAAUUUUCACAACAGAACUGAUCGAUGGCAUACCUGUCGACAAAUGUGCAGACAUGGACAUGGAGACUAGAGAACAUAUUUGUAAGAUGGUGAUGCGCCUUUGCCUGCUUGAAUUAUUUGUCUUUCGUUACAUGCAGACUGACCCAAACUGGGCCAAUUUCUUCUACAAUACCGAGUCCAGACAACUAGUGUUAUUGGACUUUGGUGCUUGCAGAGCAUAUGACAAAUCAUUCAUGGAUAAAUACAUUGAAAUAAUCAAAGGUGCAAGUGAAGGUGAUCGCGCCAAGGUCUUGCACUUGUCACGUGAAAUGGGAUUCCUAACUGGAUAUGAAUCCAAGGUCAUGGACGAUGCUCAUGUAGACGCUGUGAUGAUUUUGGGUCAAGUUUUUGAUAGAGACCAUGAAUACUUUGAUUUUGGCGGGCAAGAUGUCACAAAAAGAAUCCAAGCACUGGUUCCUACAAUUCUGAACCACAGGUUGUGCCCACCACCUGAAGAGAUAUACAGCCUACAUCGAAAAUUAUCUGGGGUGUUUUUGCUUUGCGCAAAAUUAAAUGUGAAAAUCAACUGUCGUGACAUGUUUCAUGAGGUUUACAACAAUUAUCAAUUUGACAAGUGAUUUGUAUCUUUAGCGACGAAAGUUUGGCAAACUGUAUCAAAAAAUGAAAAAUUUGACUACACUUACUCAUUCACCCAGAUAAUAAAAUUACAUAAGUAGUUCCGUCUCGUAA